Paramecium sonneborni is the source of this 1879-nucleotide messenger RNA. Lineage: Eukaryota; Ciliophora; Oligohymenophorea; Peniculida; Parameciidae. The record is from the annotation of a GenBank genome assembly.
AAUUUAUUCAUUUUUUUUGAAGUAAAAUGAAAAGUAGUUCAAUGACAAAAGAAUAAAUAGUAGAUGAAUUUACUCUUUAUAAAAGGUAUGUUUAGCAUCUAUAAUCUACCUUAUUGUAAAAUGAAGGUUAAAAAUAGAGAGAAAUAAAAGUGAAUGUAAUUAGAACAGAAGCUUAUGAAAUUGACAUAAAAGUUAAGAGGAAUCGUGAUAAUCUACCUAUUAAAACAAAUUACUAUAAGAGUGUACCUAGUAACAUUAGAUUAUAACAUCCAACCCCAGUAUUUUUAGAACGUUUAAGUAGAAUUUUAGUUAUAUUUCUUAAAGCUCCUUUGUCAAUUCCAACAAAAUUAACAGAAGAAAUAGAGGAACAUGUAUAAACCUUAGAAUAAGGAUUAGCUAAAAGCAUUGAAGAUAGUAAACACUAUUUAAAAUUGGAGAAUAAAAUAUUCAUAGAUUUGUUUUUUGAUAAAUUUAAAGAUAAAUUAAGUGGUUUAUAAGCAGUUUUUUAAUUGUAAGAAUUAGCUUAAGUUAUUGGAUGUUCAGCUGAUUAAAUUUAAUCAUAUUAUUUAGCAAAACAAGCAAAAAAAUAUGAUUAAUUUGUAGGUUUUAAUGUGAAAUACUAGUUUGUAAGAUUUAAUAGAUAUUUUUGUCCAAUUUGCAAUUUAUAUCUAUGUAGUUUACAUUAUCAUUCUAAAAAUCAAAGAUUGUAUAUAGAAAAAGAACCUGAAGAAGAACCAUAAGAUUAAUAAAAAGAUGAUCCUACUCAUCAUGAUAAUUUUUAUGAGACUGAAUUUAAACCAAGUCAAUAAGUUUUAAGAGAAGUGUUUGGAAGAUAUAAAUUAAAUAAUAAAAUGGAAAUGGAAUAGAGAUGUAGAGAUAUUACCUAAUGUGGAAAAUAUGGAAUAGAUUAAAAUAAAAUGAAAAAGUUUUAAUAAAAAUCAGUUGAGUAAAUGUUAGAAUUUGGAUUUAGUAAUUGUUGUUUUAUGGCAAGAAUCUUAAGUCAUAGGAUUUAUCCUGUAACUUGUUAAUAAAUUAAUUAUUUAAUAAAGACUUUGAAGAGUUAAAGUAAGAAACACAUCACAAAUGGUAAACGUAAAUAACAAUAAGCAUCUAAGAAAUAGAACUUAAAUAAUUAUGCAUAAUAAUAUAUACCAUGUUUUCAUGAAGGAGAAUGUGGAUCAAAUUCAUGUACUUGUGUAACAUGUCAUAAAUAUUGUUGUUGUAAAGGUUAAUGUCAACAAAAAGCAAAAUCUUGUGAUUGUCGAAUUUGUGGUUAUGAUGAAAAAAAAUAAAAGCAUUCAUGUCCAUGUUACAUUAGUGGAUAUGAAUGUGAUCCAUAAUUAUGUAAAUGCCAAUCAUGUUCAAAUAAAAAUCUAUUGCUUCAGGUUCGAAAAUAGUUUGUCCUAGGUAAAUCUUUAAUUUGUAAUGGACUUGGUUUAUUUGCAGCUUAAAAUUUCAAAGUUUGUGAUUUUGUUGGAGAAUAUACAGGUAAUUAUAUACUCUUAGAUGAUGAAAGUAUGGCUAUCGAAUGUAAUUCAUUUUUAUAUUUUAGAAUGUGAUUGGAUUACCAAUAAUCAUUACCUAUUCGAAGUCGAUGAUAAAUGGUAAGUAGAUGGAACCUAUUACAGUAAUUGUUUAAGAUAUAUCAAUCAUGCUACAAAGAAAUCAGAUCUUGCGAAUUGUUAAGCCUAGAUUCUCUUUUCCGAAGGAAGAUGGAAAAUUGCCAUGUAUUUAUAUGAUAUAUUUAAAAGGUUCUCAACAAAAAAUAUAUCUAUUGGAGAAGAAUUAUUCUUUGAUUAUGGAGAUAAGUUUUUAACUAAAUGGUUAACCGAUUUUAACAAAUUAUGUGACGAUUACUUCAAAAAAUGAUUACUUAUAA